This is a messenger RNA of Trichomycterus rosablanca, 6950 nucleotides long. It is a transcript of the gene col5a1, whose product is annotated as procollagen, type V, alpha 1. The record is from RefSeq and is a predicted model, not a curated record. Gene Ontology annotation, molecular function: extracellular matrix structural constituent conferring tensile strength. The transcript has 66 exons. NCBI's taxonomy places the organism in Eukaryota, Metazoa, Chordata, Actinopteri, Siluriformes, Trichomycteridae. Bases 345 to 6458 code for a protein of 2037 amino acids. Gene Ontology annotation, biological process: extracellular matrix organization.
AGCGUUACAGAGGCGCAUCAUUUCGGCUCUGAAGGAAGAAGGACAGCUGAGCAGAAGGAGCAACGGGGAGAGAGAGAGAGAGAGACAGGAGGAGAAAGAGACAGAAAGAGACAGAGGGAGUUAAAGAGUGAUCCCGGCUGAUUUGGUCGUUUUUUUACGACUUUCUCCUUGAACCAAAUGGCUGUAUGAGAAACUCGGUUUUUCCAUCUCCUCCUCCUUCUCUCCUCCGGGACGUAAGAGUUUUCACCGUGUCGCUGUAAAGAAGCAAGAAAAGAAAAGGGGAAAGGCAAAGCGCUCCGCGUGUCUCCAGCCCAGUGUUUAUUCGAGUCCGUCGCACGCGCGACAUGGAUAGCAUAAUCAAGUGGAAGGCGAAACGGAGGCUGAAGGGCGCGCGGCUUGCGCUCGGGAUGCUUGUCCUUUUCGCCGCAGCAACCACGUCGACACGCGCCGGCUCAGCGGAUCCAGCAGAUCUUCUAAAGAUUUUAGAUUUUCCCAGUUUGCCUGAGGGAGUAACAAAAACAACGGGUUUCUGCACGCACAGAAGGUCAUCAAAAGGACCAGACGUAGCCUACAGAGUAACCAAAGAUGCCCAGCUCAGCGCUCCUACCAAACAGCUCUAUCCCUCAUCUGUUUUUCCAGCUGAUUUCUCCAUCGUAGCGACCGUGCGAGCAAAGAAAGGUAGUCAAGCCUUCCUGCUGUCUAUCUAUAAUGAGCAGGGCAUGCAGCAGCUGGGUAUUGAGGUGGGCCGCUCUCCUGUCUUCCUGUAUGAGGACCACCUUGGCAAGCCAGGGCCCGAGGACUACCCGCUCUUCAGAGGUGUAAACCUGGCGGACGGAAAGUGGCACCGCGUGGCAAUUAGCGUUCAUAAGCAGAGUGUUACGAUGAUCCUGGACUGUAAGAAGCAGACAACACGCACUCUGGCGAGAAGCCCGAAACCAAUAAUUGACACCAAAGGCAUUGUGGUGUUUGGCACACGCAUCUUGGAUGAGGAAGUGUUUGAGGGCGAUAUUCAACAGCUGAUGAUUAUAGCAGACCACCGUGCUGCAUAUGACUACUGUCAACAUUAUAGCCCAGAUUGUGAGGUUCCCGCUCAGGAGCAGCCACAAAACCAGGACCCCAACACUGAUGAAUAUAACACAGAAGAUGACACUUACUACUAUGAGUACCCAUACUAUGAGGACGUGGAUGGAGAGAAGGCAGAGGAUUCAUUAUCCAGCACUGGAGGCAACACCAGGGAAACUGUGACCACAGUCGUCGAAGGAACAGGUUCAAGUUCUGGCAGUUCCUCAAGCAGUUCUUCCAGAGGUUCUUCAAGCAGUUCCUCAAGCACUCCUUCCAGAGGUUCUUCAAGCAGUUCCUCAAGCACUUCUUCCAGAGGUUCUUCAAGCAGUUCAGGUAGUUCUGUAAGCAGCUCUUCAACCGGCAGCUCUACCACAGCAACUGGCAGUGAAUCCUACGACGGCUACGACGGAUAUGACACUGGCUACGAGACGUACUACGAUGAGUCAACUUCCCAGCCUGAUUCCUCGAUUACAAUCACAAGCACAGGCACAGGUGACCUUAAUCUGGGUUUGGGAGGUGACAAAGAGAGGCACACCAUCACCUCUGUGGGACAUGGCGAAGGACUUAUUCACACGUCCAGCUCAUCUGGUUCUAGCUCUGGCCCUGGUUCUACGACAAGAAUAAGCUCAGGUUCUAGCUCCAGCACUGGUUCUGGCUCUACUACGGGAACUUCUGUUUCCAGUUCCAGUACUGGAUCCGGCUCAGUUUCCACUUCCAUUACAGGAUCUAGCACCAGCUCUAGUUCCAGCUCGGUGGACAAUUAUGACAACCCGUACGGUUCCGAAGUGAACUAUGGAGAAUACGAGGGCUACAGCGAGGGCGAGGACACCGUUGGAGGAGGAAGCAGCAGCAGUACCGUAUCUGUAGGAGGCGGAUCUGUUUCCGUUGGGGGCGGGUCUGUUUCAGCUGGAGGCGAAUCAGUCUCAGUUGGGGGUGGAACCAUUUCUGUGGGAGGUGGUUCCGUUUCUGUGAGUGGAUCUGCUGGAGGUGGAUCUGCUAGUGCUGGGGCCGGUGCAGGGGCGGGAUCUGUUUCCACAGGAGGAGGGCAGACGGGAGCUAAAGGCGAUGUGGAUUUUACAGAUUUGGAUGGAUUCAAAGAGGAGUCUAUUACAGAUUUAAAUAAAGUCGACCUAGAGGAUAUUUACAAAGACUACAGUGACUACUACGAAGAUAAAGUCUUGCCCGCUAAUACUGACGAUUACCAGGUUGGGGCCAGAGGAGAGAAAGGACAGAAAGGAGAGCCAGCCGUGAUUGAACCGGGAAUGCUAGUAGAAGGCCCUCCUGGUCCAGAAGGCCCAACUGGUCUUCCUGGUCCUCCAGGAAUGUCGGGUUCUCCAGGCACCUCCGGAGACACUGGAGAGAGGGGUUCUCCUGGUCGCUCUGGUCUUCCUGGAGCUGAUGGUUUGCCCGGACCCCCAGGGACCGUCCUGAUGUUGCCUUUCCGCAUGAGUACAGGCGGAGAUGCUGGCCAUAAAGGACCUGCAGUUUCUGCCCAAGAGGCUCAGAUGCAGGCCAUCAUGCAGCAAGCCAGGUUGGCGAUGAGAGGUCCAACCGGUCCAAUGGGUUUGACUGGACGUACUGGACCUCUGGGUUCACCUGGAGUUUCUGGACAUAAGGGUGAGAGAGGAGAACAGGGAUCACAGGGGCCUCGUGGUCCUCUGGGCUCUCUUGGCCCUCCUGGAAAGCCUGGCAGAAGAGGCCGUCCUGGGUCAGAUGGAGCCAGAGGCAUGCCAGGACUAACCGGAACAAAGGGAGACAGAGGUUUUGAUGGUCUGGCCGGAUUACCAGGUGAAAAGGGACACAGAGGUGAAUCGGGGCCUCAUGGACCUCCAGGACCCACUGGAGAGGAUGGAGAAAGAGGAGAUGAUGGCGAAGUCGGACCUAGGGGUCUGCCCGGUGAACCAGGUCCCCGUGGUUUGUUGGGACCCAAAGGACCUCAAGGACCUCCAGGUUCUCCUGGUGUGACAGGAAUGGAUGGCCAUCCUGGUCCCAAAGGAAGCAUUGGUCCUCAAGGUGAGCCUGGCCCUCCUGGACAGCAAGGCAACCCUGGUGCUCAGGGUCUUUCAGGGCCUCAAGGAGCCAUCGGACCACCAGGAGAGAAGGGUCCAACAGGAAAACCAGGUUUGCCAGGCAUACCAGGAGCUGACGGACCUCCAGGUCACCCAGGAAAGGAAGGUCCAUCGGGUGAGAAAGGACACAUGGGACCAUCUGGAGCACAGGGACCAAUCGGCUAUCCUGGACUCAGAGGUGUUAAGGGUGCUGAUGGAGUUCGUGGGCUGAAAGGACACAAGGGUGAAAAGGGAGAAGAUGGUUUCCCUGGAUUUAAAGGAGAUAUGGGUAUCAAGGGUGACCGGGGUGAGCUUGGACCUGCAGGACCCAGAGGAGAAGACGGUCCUGAGGGACCUAAAGGACGAUCUGGUCUCCCUGGAGAUUCUGGCCCACUUGGAUCAACUGGAGAAAAGGGCAAGCUCGGUGUUCCUGGAUUGCCAGGCUACCCAGGAAGACAAGGAGCUAAGGGUUCUCAAGGAUUCCAAGGUUUUCCAGGAGCUAAUGGAGAAAAGGGAACAAGGGGCACAUCAGGAAAGCCUGGACCCCGAGGGCAGCGAGGACCCACUGGCCCUCGUGGAGAGAGAGGACCAAGGGGACCCACAGGGAAAGCAGGACCAAAGGGCAACUCAGGAAGCGACGGCCCCCCUGGACCACCUGGUGAACGGGGUAUGACAGGACCUCAGGGACCAACUGGAUUUCCUGGACCUAAAGGGCCUCCUGGACCACCUGGAAAAGAUGGACUGCCCGGGCACCCCGGUCAGAGAGGAGAAACGGGUUUCCAAGGUAAAACUGGACCUCCUGGACCACCCGGUGUGCUAGGCCCUCAGGGAUCAACCGGUGAGACUGGACCAAUGGGAGAACGCGGUCACCCUGGACCUCCUGGACCCCCAGGUGAACAAGGUCUGCCUGGACCUGCUGGAAAAGAGGGCGCAAAGGGAGAUCCAGGUCCUGCUGGCCCUGCUGGUAAAGAUGGACCCCAAGGACUGCGAGGUUUUCCUGGAGAGAGAGGAUUACCCGGACCUGUUGGAGCACCUGGUUUGAAAGGAAAUGAAGGACCACUCGGCCCACCUGGACCUGCUGGAUCUCCUGGUGAACGAGGUCCAUCUGGUCCAGCUGGCCCCACUGGACCCCCAGGACGACCAGGACCUCAGGGACCUCCAGGCCCUGCUGGAGAGAAAGGAGGACCAGGUGAGAAAGGACCUCAAGGCCCUGCUGGUAGAGAUGGUAUUCAAGGACCUGUCGGAUUGCCGGGCUCUCCUGGACCCCUUGGACCUCCAGGGGAAGAUGGAGAUAAGGGUGAAAUUGGUGAGCCUGGACAGAAAGGAAGCAAAGGAGACAAAGGAGAACAGGGUCCUCCUGGGCCAACUGGACCCCAAGGUCCCAUUGGUGCUCCCGGUCCUGCUGGAACUGAUGGUGAGCCCGGUCCUAGAGGACAGCAGGGUUUGUUCGGUCAAAAAGGAGACGAAGGACCACGAGGAUUCCCUGGACCUCCAGGACCUAAUGGCCUUCAGGGUUUGCCUGGACCUCCUGGUGAGAAAGGAGAGACCGGAGAUGUCGGGCACAUGGGUCCCCCUGGACCUCCAGGUCCCAGAGGCCCCUCUGGACCUCCAGGAGCUGAUGGACCCCAGGGCCCCCCAGGAGGCAACGGAAACCCUGGAGCAGUGGGAGAAAAGGGAGACCAAGGUGAAGCCGGAGAGCCCGGUCUGCAAGGAGAUGUUGGUUCUCCGGGUCCAAGAGGGGAGCGAGGCGAGAAAGGAGAGUCUGGACCUGCCGGUGCUGCUGGUCCUCCUGGACCUAAGGGCCCUCCUGGAGAUGAUGGACCUAAAGGAAGUCCGGGUCCAAGCGGUUUUCCUGGUGACCCUGGACCUCCUGGAGAGCCUGGUCCAGCUGGUUUGGAUGGUCCUCCUGGUGACAAGGGUGAUGAUGGAGAAGCUGGUCAGCCGGGAUCUCCAGGGCCAACUGGUGAAUCUGGACCAACUGGGCCUCCCGGAAAGAGAGGUCCUCCUGGAGCAGCAGGACCUGAAGGACGACAGGGAGAAAAGGGAGCUAAGGGUGAGUCUGGUCUCGAUGGUCCACAGGGUAAGACAGGUCCAGUUGGACCCCAAGGGGCUCCUGGCAAGCCUGGUUCUGAAGGACUGAGAGGAAUUCCAGGCCCAGUAGGAGAACAAGGUAUGCCUGGCUCACCUGGACCUGAUGGACCCCCUGGACCCAUGGGUCCUCCUGGGCUGCCUGGUCUGAAGGGAGACACUGGUGUUAAGGGAGAGAAGGGUCACCCAGGUCUGAUUGGUUUGAUUGGGCCUCCUGGAGAGCAGGGAGAGAAGGGAGACAGAGGACUUCCAGGAUCACAGGGAUCAUCUGGAUCUAAAGGAGACACUGGUAUUACUGGCCCUGCAGGACCUCUGGGACCCAUCGGACCUCCUGGAUUACCUGGCCCUCCUGGUCCUAAAGGAGCUAAAGGAUCAUCCGGUCAGACAGGACCGAAGGGAGAAAUUGGAGUUCCAGGACCUCCAGGUCUACCGGGUCCGCCAGGCGAUGUCAUCCACCCACUGCCCAUCCAGUCAAGCAUGAAAGGUCGAGCACGGAGAAACAUCGAUGCCAGCCAAUUGGCAGAUGAUGCACCUGAUGCCAACUACAAGGAUUAUGAUGACGGCAUGGAGGAGAUCUUUGGCUCUCUCAACUCACUCAAGCUGGAAAUUGAGCAGAUGAAGCACCCACUGGGCACCAAGGCAAACCCUGCACGUACCUGCAAAGACCUACAGCUCUGCCACCCUGACUUCCCAGAUGGUGAAUACUGGAUUGAUCCAAACCAAGGCUGCUCACGAGACUCUUUUAAGGUUUACUGCAACUUCACAGCUGGUGGAGAGAGCUGUAUUUUCCCAGAUAAAAAGAGUGAAGGGAGCAAAAUGGCUCGCUGGCCCAAAGACAGCCCAGGCACUUGGUAUAGUCGCUACAAACGAGGGUCUAUGCUUUCAUACAUAGAUGCAGAGAGCAAUCCAAUCGGCGUGGUCCAGAUGACAUUCCUGCGCUUGCUAAGUGCCUCGGCUAGGCAGAACUUUACAUAUAAUUGCUACCAGUCUGUGGCCUGGCAUGACCAGGAGCAGAACUCAUAUGACAAGGCCAUCCGCUUUUUGGGUUCCAAUGAUGAGGAGAUGUCCUAUGACAACAACCCAUUCAUUAGUGCUAUCGUCGACGGAUGUGCGUUGAAAAAGGGCUACGAAAAGACUGUUCUUGAAAUCAACACACCCAAAGUGGAGCAGAUACCGUUCGUCGACAUCAUGUUCAACGACUUCGGUGGAACAACGCAGAAGUUUGGCUUUGAGGUCGGCCCGGCCUGCUUUAUUGGCUAAGACUGUUUACUGAAUGCACCAAAAAACCAAAUGAACAUUCAUUCAGUCAGAAACCAAACACAAGAAAGGAAUAGGACAACAUCUUUUAUAAAGAUUUGUGUUUCCAGAACAACAUAACAAGCCUGUAGAAAGGAUAAAAGAAAUUUGGGAAAGAAACAAAUGGAUUUUUAAGGGAAAAAACUAUCAAAAUCUGUAACCUUUUAAACCUCAGAGUACCCUCUCCGUCACAUGCAAGUUUUGAAACUGGAGGAGUUUGAAUGCUAGCUAGCUUACUCUGUGUAUGAAAUGAAAUGCCAUGUUCUGCCCACCAUCUGACCGCCCGUGGUUUAUAGGUGUAGGACAGAACAGCAAUAUUUCUACAUGGAAACAUCCUCACAUGCUUGCCUAGUUGUAGCUUUGCCAGGUUCUUGCUUUUUUAGUCAUACUUCUAUUCUGUCCAGUUACUCUAAACAGCUUUCCUUUGUGCAUAUUUGUUUUUUCAUUCCCCAGUAU